AGAAGUGCGUGCAGCCUUCAUAUUCCAAGUCAGUCAGUGAGGAGCAGGAAGUUGCUGCAAUUCCACUCCACAUGUGACGUGACUUCAUGUCCGCGCUGCGCCAAGUCCAUCUCUCGGAGCCCCCAGCGCGCAGGAGAGCAUGAACACCAACACCACCUCCACCACCAUCACCACCACCACGCGGCUGAUCUUCCAGCCGCCGACCAUCCCGGCCGUCAUGUUCAUUUUCGGGGUGGUGGGCAACGUGACGGCCAUCGUGGUGCUGCGCAUCUCCCGCAAGGAGCAGAAGGAGACCACCUUCUACACGCUGGUGUGCGGCCUGGCCGUCACCGACCUGCUGGGCACGCUGCUGGCCAGCCCGGUCACCAUCGCCACCUACGUGCGGGGGUCGUGGCCCGCCAGCGACACGCUGCUGUGCCAGUACUCGGGCUUCAUCCUGCUCUUCUUCUUCCUGGUGCAGCUCAGCACGCUGUGCGCCAUGUCGGUGGAGCGCUACCUGGCCAUCAACCACGCCUACGUCUACAACAAGUACGUGGACCGGCGGCGGCUGCCCGCCCUCGGCCUGCUCGCCAUCUACGUCUGCGGCGCCGGGCUGUGCGCGCUGCCCGCCCUGGGCUUCGGCCGGGUGACGCUGCAGCGGCCGGGCACCUGGUGCUUCAUCGACUGGCACGACAACCGCACGUCGGCGGUCGCCUUCAACCUCAUGUACGCCGGCGUCAACUCCGCCAUCGUGCUGGCCACGCUGGCCUGCAACGUGCUGGUGUGCGGCGCCCUCAUCCUCAUGCACAGGCGCUUCGUGCGCCGCACCUCCCUGGGCAAGGACCGUCGGCGGCUCUCCCAGCUGCCGCUGUCGCGCCGCCGCAGCCUCCGACGCAUGGCCGGCGCCGAGAUCCAAAUGGUCAUCUUGCUCAUCGCCACCUCGGCAGUGGUCCUCAUCUGCUCCAUCCCCUUAGUGCUGAGGAUCUUCCAGAACCAGCUGAAAACCCAAAAGGAGGAGUCCACGGGGCUGAACAAAGACCUCCUGGCCAUCCGCAUGGCCUCCAUCAACCCCAUCCUGGACCCGUGGGUCUACAUCCUGCUCCGGAAGACCGUGGUUUCCACGCUGGUGAAGAAGAUCAAGUUCCUCUUCUGCAAAAUGGGCGGGGGCCGGCGGGGGAGCGCCAGGCAAUUUCGCUGCGACGACGGACGCUUCUCCUCCUCGUCCAUCGUGUCCCGGGACUCGCCGUCCCUGGUGUCGUGGGAGCUGCGGGGGAUGGCGUGCACCUCGCGGACCUAUCUGUGCCCGGGUGAGGAGAAGGCGGCGGCGGGUAGGACGGGUUCAUUCGGAGAAAAGGUGGACAGAGGCGCCAGGCCGCCCGCAGAGAAAACAUUCUCGAGCGCCCAGGAGGUCACUGGCACUCCUUUAGAAGACCCUAAACAACUCUGCACAUGGCGCUUGAACAGAUGAGACGGCCACCAUUCAGGACCAACUACUGAAGGAGUCAAGAACUUCGAAUCGUCCGCCGACCACAUUGACUGAAAUCACACUCAAUUUCUAAUUCCUACUUAUUACCGAUACCUAUUUUUGUUGUACCUUCAUAUCUCCCGGUAACAGUUAGAGAUGCUACCUCACUAGAAGCAUUUAAGUCCCAUCUUAGAACUCAUUUGUAUACUCUUGCCUUGAAAUAGAUCCCCCUUUUUAGACCAGUUGACAUGCCGUCUCUCUUUUCUGCUCUGCCCCGCUCUCCUGCGUGGAGUGGCAGUCAGGUGACCACGGAUCAGCUGUUCAAAUUCGGCACCCAGGGUGGACCACUCCUCUUUGCAUCAGUUGGGGAGGUCUCUGGGCCCCGAAGUGUCCACAUCCAAGAGAAUCCCCCUGCUGGACCCACUAUGGACUCUCACAUUAUUAACUAGAUCCACUAUGGACUGGACUCUCACAUUAUUAACUAGAUCCACUACGGACUGGACUCUCACAUUAUUACCUAGAUCCACUAGGGACUGGACUCUCACAUUAUUACCUAGAUCCACUAGGGACUGGACUCUCACAUUAUUAACUAUAUCCACUAUGGACUGGACUCUCACAUUAUUACCUAGAUCCACUAUGGACUGGACUCUCACAUUUUUACCUAGAUCCACUAUGGACUGGACUCUCACAUUAUUAACUAGAUCCACUAGGGACUGGACUCUCACAUUAUUACCUAGAUCCACUAGGGACUGGAUUCUCACAUUAUUACCUAGAUCCACUAGGGACUGGACUCUCACAUUAUUA
This is a messenger RNA of Nerophis ophidion (straightnose pipefish), 2248 nucleotides long. RefSeq names its product prostaglandin E2 receptor EP4 subtype-like. The record is from RefSeq and is a predicted model, not a curated record. Lineage: Eukaryota; Metazoa; Chordata; Actinopteri; Syngnathiformes; Syngnathidae. Gene Ontology annotation, biological process: adenylate cyclase-activating G protein-coupled receptor signaling pathway; inflammatory response; positive regulation of cytosolic calcium ion concentration. The transcript has 2 exons. Gene Ontology annotation, cellular component: plasma membrane. Gene Ontology annotation, molecular function: prostaglandin E receptor activity. The coding region runs from base 140 to 1447 and encodes 435 amino acids.